GAUUCCUCUUCUUUUCCUCUCCACUCUAGACCUCCAAGCUUCUCUGCUGCUGUGCGCGCCGGGCCACGUUUUCUCAACCAUUUACCCCACUGAUAUGCAGAUGCACCAUGCCCCUCAGCAGGGACUCAUUCACCCCCGCCAGCCUCAACACCGGCACUUGGUCCCCAGAUGAGGACGAGCGUCUCCGAGAAGCCGUUGCGCAGUAUGGUACCCGCUGGGUGGUCGUUGCGGCUGCCGUGGCGACCCGCAAUGGGGAUCAGUGCGCCAAACGCUGGAACGAGAAUCUGAACCCCGAUCUCGACCACAGCCCUUGGACUCCACAGGAGGACCAACUUCUUCUCCAACUCGUCGACAUCUACGGCCGCAACUGGAAAUUCAUGGCCAACAGCUUCCUUGGGUCCCGCGCCCCACAGGCACUUAAGAACCGCUACUCGCUUCUCAUGCGACGGCUAAAACGUCGCGGCUCCAUUUCCAAGCAACCGCGACUGUUGUCAUGUUCCACAGCGGCCACCACGACCGGGGCCGACAGCGCCAGCAAACAGACCCCCUUCACGCCGUUCUUCGACCUGGGGGUUGACCCUCGUGCCACGGGGAUGCACCCCACAGAGGACAGCAGCGGCAGUAGCUCGAGAACCUCGUACGCAAGCUCGCAUCACAGCUCCAUCUCCGAGGGCAAGCCGACGACCCGCCCGAGCAGCCGCUCCAAUUCGAAUUCGUACAUGGACCUGACCAACAUCUUCGGCACGAUGACCGGCACCGCGUUCGGAGAUGACGUGCAGUACCAGACGCACGACCUCUUCACCACGCCGCCCAGCGCCACCGUGCUGGUCCCCGGGGACGAAACCAGUACACACCACACCUCCGACGCCAACCAACUAGAAUGGGAAGUCUGGCAGAGCCUGAUCGACCCCGUCUCCGGCGAGACAGCUACCGCCGCCUCCUCCUCCCGAAGUACCAGCAGCGACAGCGCGAGUGAGUCAGAGAACGCGACUCCCGACGGGGCCCAGGUGCUCGUGUCCACCCCGCAGCCGAUGGAUCUGACCGGGUGCGCGGUUCCCGGUACAGUCCUGGACAAUGGGAUCGAGUACUCGGUUCGAUGUUCCCGCGGCAACCUGAAGAAGUUGAUGCAUAACCUCUGCGAUGCGGCCAUUCUGGAGACCGGUGCCGGCUCGUCGGAGGGGGAUCAGGUGACGCUGACUUUACAUUUGAAGACUUGACUUUUUUCUUUUGUUUGAUGAUUAUGAUACCUGUUUAUAUCCGUGCGAUCUAACUCAAUUUUGGCUUUUUGUUUUGGGCGUU
Messenger RNA from Aspergillus homomorphus CBS 101889, 1299 nucleotides. RefSeq names its product SANT/Myb-like DNA-binding domain-containing protein. Gene Ontology annotation, molecular function: RNA polymerase II cis-regulatory region sequence-specific DNA binding; DNA-binding transcription factor activity, RNA polymerase II-specific. The record is from RefSeq and is a predicted model, not a curated record. NCBI's taxonomy places the organism in Eukaryota, Fungi, Ascomycota, Eurotiomycetes, Eurotiales, Aspergillaceae. The transcript has 2 exons. The coding region runs from base 108 to 1217 and encodes 369 amino acids. Gene Ontology annotation, cellular component: nucleus. Gene Ontology annotation, biological process: positive regulation of transcription by RNA polymerase II; mitotic cell cycle.